AUGCCACGUCAGACUACUUUGUCCGUCGUCUGCCUGAGCACCGGCAGAGGGGCUUCGAUGGUGUAUGAGGGGAACUGUAGCACAGCCUAUGUGCUCUGCGUGGGUGACGCCCCGGUUGUUCUCUUUGGUAUUGGAUACGGAGUGACUCGCCAGUGUCUCCGCUACUUCGGUACCAUCCCCACUAAUAUUGCAGUGUUUUCUAACCGUUCCCAUAUGUCAGCAGAACUCCCCGUGGUGAUUGCUGUUGAAGGUCGCAAGGGGAGGCACCCCCGGAUCGUCGCUAGCGAAACGGUGAUGAUGCGCCUCAUGCAGCACAGGUUGGCGGAAAUGCACUCCCGAGCAGCGUUUGGUGUACCCGGGGAGGGCGGUGUUUGCGACUUUGUCAAUCUCCAAACCGAUGAAUCAUCUCCAACAGUACCGUACCGUCUGCCCGACUUUCCAUCUGUCUCCCUUGUGGCGUUCGACGCGGUUUCUUCACUGGAGAGUUCCUGUGGAUUCGUUGUGCUGCAUCAUGGCAGUCCUGUACUUGCGCUGACAGGAGACUGUGCGUACGACGCGCAACGAUACCAAGAGGUGCUCCGUAUGGCACCCGUGGUCAUUGUCGACGGACGGAAGAAAGGUUCGCCGGACCAUGCGUCGUUUGCUGAUAUUACCCGCGCGGUGGAUGACUGCAGGAGCAAUGGCGGAGGACCACGUAGAGUAUUCAUUGGGCAGUAUGGGGCCCCGGCUGAUGCACCACCAGUUGUUUCUGGUGCAACAGUGCUUCCGAUCGUGGAGGGUGCUGUGGUGGAACUAAGCGAGGGAGUAUGCAUUGGGGAUGCAGAGGAGCUGCUUGUUCCACCAGCACCAUCGGCGAUAGACAUGUGCGAAAGCACCAAAACCGUAUGUUGUGAUAGAUCCGAGGGAGAGGAAGCACCGAGCUCUUUUGUCAUGCGCAUGGCCCACACUGGAGGUGGCGGAGGACAAGAUGCACUGCAUGAAGGGAGCUCAUGCAGGAGGGGACGGGGUGCCGGCAUUGGGGACUGGCAGUGUGGAGGAAAGGAAGCUGUGAUUGUACCCGAAGCGAAUUUGGGGAGCAUAGGUGUAUCUGCAGCGUUCGAGGAGUACAUGCAACGGGCUUAUUGCGCCCUCCAGAGGUAUCCCACGCAGGAGGGGGGUGUGAGUGGGGUUGUCCAGAUGCGCAGCAACAACACAAACGCCCCGCGAGGCCCCAACGAAGCGCCACCCAGUAGGGCACAGUCUGCAGAGGUUCCUAAUAGGCCUCGUGGUGAGGAGUCGACGAAGCACACCACAGGGUACACAUGCAGAUUCACGGCUCUGAAGACAUGA
Molecule: messenger RNA, 1329 nt
Organism: Trypanosoma brucei brucei TREU927
Lineage: Eukaryota; Euglenozoa; Kinetoplastea; Trypanosomatida; Trypanosomatidae
Exons: 1
Coding region: 1-1329 (442 amino acids)
Source: RefSeq, a predicted model, not a curated record